GUGUGCAUUGUUGUUUAUUUUAAAUGAUUCGUAUUUCUGUGUUAUUUUUUUUCUCAUGUCCAUUAGCGUUACAAAUCACGUGAAUGAAAACGGACACUCCGGACUCAAAAAUUGUGUUUUACCGAAAACAUUUCUAUGAGGAAUCAUUCCUCUCCUGGUGGUUGAGGAGGCUUCAAUGAUAAGUGAAUUGUCGUGGGUUUACAGAAGAACUUGAUGUGGCCUAAAGCAAAUGGGGAGGAAAAAGGAAGUUGAUCGUGAUGCGAAAGAAAGGUUAUUGGGAGAUGAGACCCCAGAGUUUGAACCGGUAGACAGGUUCAAUGUGGUCUACUUUAUCAUGCUUAUUCAAGGAGUGGGCACCCUGUUGCCCUGGAACAUGUUCAUCACUGCACAUGCAUAUUUCCAAGAAAAAUUAAAGGCAGAUAAAGAUCUGAAGCAUAGCUUUGAGAAUUAUUUUUCAGUAGCAGCCAUGGUGCCCAAUGUUCUAAUGUUCUUACUCAACACCCUUUUUAAGCACAAGGUUCCACUGCAAGUCAGAAUGAUCACAUCAGUGUGUAUUAUGACAUUGUGUUUUGUUUUGACAACAGUCUUGGUAGUGAUUGACACCAAAAAAUGGACAACAGAUUUCUUUUACAUCACAAUUGGAACUAUCAUCCUUAUUAACAUGAGCAGUGCAAUUUAUCAAGGAGGACUCUUUGGUGUCUGUGGAAUGAUGCCUCCAAAAUACACUGGAGCUGUUAUGACUGGUCAGGGUGUUGGAGGCACAUUUGCUGCUUUAGCUAGUAUAUUCUCACUGCUAGGAGGAAAGGAUGCUGUAAGCAGUGGCUUCGGGUACUUCAUGUCAGCAGCAGUAGUGCUCACUCUAUGUCUUAUCACAUACAUGAUGUUAAAUAGACUGAAAUUUGCUAGACAUUAUAUAGCACCAAAUAGCAGAAGAACUGAAAUCAAGAGCCCAUAUAGUCAAAGUGAACAGAUUGAAAGACUGGCAAACUGGCAGAUACCAGCUGUAAAACGAUCAGGGAUCAUUCAAAACUCAAACUUAAGUUUGGAUAAUGAGGCACUUCUGUCAGUUAAGUUUCAUCCAAAAGAAGCAGAAGCUUUUGGGAAUGAAAGGCCACCAUUUUUUGUGAUUUUUAGACAGAUCUUCAAGUUAGGUUCAUCUGUUGCGUUUGUAUUCUUUGUGACAUUAGCAGCUUUUCCUUCAUUGACAUCCAGAAUACGAUCAAAGCACGAAGAUGAUGGCUCAGAGUGGACAAAAAUCUAUUUUGUUCCUGUAACAUGCUUCCUUUUGUUCAAUGUUGGAGACUUCUGUGGCCGACUAGCAGCUUCUUUUACACAGUGGCCUGGCAAAGAUGGUUAUCUUCUGCCUAUUCUCUGUUUCUCAAGAGUGGUAUUCCUUCCUUUGUUUGCAUUAUGUAAUGCAUUGCCGAGACCACAUGGCACUCCAAUAUUUUUCCAUGAGGAUUACUUCCCAAUAAUAUUCAUGGUGUUAUUUGCCAUCUCAAAUGGUUAUCUUGGAAGCUUGUGCAUGAUGUAUGGACCAUCCAUGGUGGAGCCAGAACAUGCAGAAACAGCAGGAACUAUGAUGGCUUUCAUGCUUAUCAUUGGUUUGGGUGUUGGAGCAGGAUUUUCAUUUGUGAUCACCAUGUUUCUCUGAAACAGUUAUACCAAGCUGCUUACAGGUCACGUCUUCUGAAGCCUUAAACCUGUCUCUUUAAAAAUUAACAUUCUGAAUGUAGUGCUAGUGCACAAGUCAGUGCACUACAUUUGAGGUUCAAGGGCUGUGUUUAUUUAAAGGAUUUCACAGCAUGGUUGUGUUUGAUUCCAGUAGAGGACUUAUUCCAUGGAAAUUGUUCCUGUAAAGGAAUUUGUCAAAUUUGCUAAAUCUGGUAUGAUUGGUAGGUUGGCAAGUUGAAGACCAACUUCUCCAUGGAUUGUAUUAAAAAAAUUGUCUGUAGUGAAUGGAAACCGGUCUUGUUAAUAUUUAAAAGAAGAGAUCCAGCAAAUAUAGGAGCAGACAAAUCACAGCAUGAAUCCCAAAAAAACUAACUUUAUUAUUAUUGUUUGUGUCUGAAACAUUGUUAUUUUCAUACUGUAUCACAUGGCUUGAUGAGGUACUGGUAUAAUUGAAACAGAGAACAUUUUAGUGUACUGGCAAUAGCUGCGGUUGUGUGAGAAAGGGGUAUUGAAGAUAAUCAUGUAAUGGUGAAUGGCAUUUGGCACUUUCCAAUGCCACAAGUGCCCGUUUGUGUGUAAACUUCUAUUGCUGAAUCAUUGCUUGUGAGUGAAAGACAAAUUAUUUUAUGGGAACUGAGGUUGUUUCUAAUGAAUUAAACUCCAGUUUUCAAUAGUGUGGCAACCUUAAUCCCAUUUUCAACUUGCUGCAACCCACAUGAUGCAGCUAUUAGGUUUAAAUUUUCACUCCUUUUAUUAAGUUGGUCUCUUUCAUGUGGAGGGAAAGUCAAUUUAUUUAUUCUUGUCAUAUAUUUUAGAGCAGUUUAGUUGACUUACAGUAAGAUUUGAUCAUGUAACUACACGACAGUGUGAAGAUCUUGGAAAAUCUACUGCAAAUUUUUUAAUUCCCUCAUAUGCCCUUCAAAAAAAAUUCACUAUUUCCAUCUAUUAGAUGGAAAUUUUUUUCCUAGUGAAAUUCGAAGUAUUGUGAGGGAGAGCUUCUUAAUUACUAAAAAAAGUUAUGGAACUCUUAUCAUUUUGCCUUAACUAGAUUUCUGCAGUUGCCCUUCUAUCCUUGACAGCGAUUUCAAUUUUUACAUGUAUACCUUGAUAUUAUUUGGACAACAAGUGUCACAAAAUUACACUUCACAAUUCUUUUCCACUGGUUUAGGAGGCAAUUAGAGUGAGUUCCAAGAACUUUGAAAAAAUUAACAUUUUCAUUAUUUUUGAGAAUAUGAAUGCAUAAUAUAUUUUUAGGCUGAAAUUUGCAAACUAUCCAUUUUUAACUUUUCUUACAAUUGCCUGUAUGCUACUACCCAAUCGUAGGUUAUUAUUCUUCCAUGUAUAUGUGAAAUUCCUUGAAAUACUCUAUGGACACAGUAAAAUUUUAGAUCAAGGAGGUGUGUGCUCAUGGUCAUGGUAGCUGGGCAGCCUCAAUUCACAUGAACAUGGUUUGCUUGCAAAACAUUCUUACAUUGAUACACUUCAUAUUGAAGAAAUGCAAGUGAAUGUAGCCAUAUCAUACCUAUAUUUCUGAUUUACUUAAACAAUAAAAAGGAAGGUGAACAUUUUACAAA
This is a messenger RNA of Pocillopora verrucosa, 3248 nucleotides long. RefSeq names its product equilibrative nucleoside transporter 1. The record is from RefSeq and is a predicted model, not a curated record. Gene Ontology annotation, biological process: nucleoside transmembrane transport. Gene Ontology annotation, molecular function: nucleoside transmembrane transporter activity. NCBI's taxonomy places the organism in Eukaryota, Metazoa, Cnidaria, Anthozoa, Scleractinia, Pocilloporidae. Gene Ontology annotation, cellular component: plasma membrane.